Messenger RNA from Spathaspora passalidarum NRRL Y-27907, 1452 nucleotides. RefSeq names its product ribosomal lysine N-methyltransferase (gene RMS1). The transcript has a single exon. Lineage: Eukaryota; Fungi; Ascomycota; Pichiomycetes; Serinales; Debaryomycetaceae. The record is from RefSeq and is a predicted model, not a curated record. Gene Ontology annotation, cellular component: nucleus. Gene Ontology annotation, biological process: peptidyl-lysine monomethylation. Gene Ontology annotation, molecular function: protein binding; protein-lysine N-methyltransferase activity. The coding region runs from base 1 to 1452 and encodes 483 amino acids.
AUGGCAGACUUUUCGGCAAGAACAGACAAGUUCAUAGCGUUCUUACAAGAGAAUGACGUCACCAUAUCACCUAAAUUGCAAAUCGCCGACCUUAGAGCCGCCAAUCAAGGACGUGGGAUCAUUGCAUUGGAAGACAUCGAGAUUGACGAAACCCUCUUCACUAUCCCCCGCACGGUCCUCAUUAAUUCCCUCAACAAUUCACUCGUACAGGACCAACCAGAACUCGCUGACAAACUCGCUGGUUUAGAGAAUGAAUGGGAUGCAUUGAUUCUCGUGUUGUUGUAUGAAUACAAACGGAAGGAAAGUAAAUGGACCGAUUACUUCAAUGUUUUGCCUGAUUUGGACACUUUUGAAUUCCACGAGUUGUUAUUCUGGAAUGACGAACAGCUACUGGAUUUGAAGCCUUCAUUAGUGUUGGAUCGUAUUGGCAAGGAUAAGACAGUCGAGAUGUAUGAGAGACUAGUUGCGAUUGUCAAUCAGUGGAACCUUGAAGAACUCAAGGGUAUGACCAUGGAAGAAUUCACCAAGAUUGCCACCAUCAUCAUGUCCUACUCUUUCGAUGUUGCCCAGGGUACAGAGGAUGAAGACGAAGACGAAGACGAUGAAGAAGAAGAAGAAGAAGUGGAAUACAUAAAGUCCAUGGUUCCAUUAGCAGACACACUAAACGCAGACACCCACCUUAACAAUGCCAUUCUUACCUACAACAAGAACCAAGAUCUCGUAAUGACAUGCAUUAAGCCAAUCAAGAAAGGCGAACAAGUAUACAACACAUACUCUGAUCACCCAAACUGUGAAAUUUUGAGACGGUACGGGUAUGUUGAAACCACAGGGUCCAAAUACGACUUCGGUGAGAUCCCCCUCACCCUAAUCACCAGUCAUUUCUCAAAAUCCUUGUCAGAGCAACUUGUAUUUGAUUUAUUGGAAAUAAUCACGGAAAUCUCGCAAGAAGAGCAAGAAGAUGACGAGCCGGAAGUCGUAGCUGAAUCGUAUGAUUGUUACUCAAGCAAAGAAGUCAAUCUUACCUUUGUAUUCCUUAUUCAACUAGUUACUAUAAUUGCAUUGAUCCACAAGCAAGAGCCAAUCACAGCUGAUAUUCAAAACAUUACCAGAAUAUACAAGAAAUGCUAUCAGUUGGUGGAAUCGAAAAAGGUGACUACCGAGUUUGUCAAGAAUUAUACUGAGAUCCUUCAAGCUAGAAUCAAUGAGUAUCCACCAAUUGCUAAAGAACCAUAUGACAAAGAGUUAAAGGAACCUUUGCGCAAGAGCAUGGCUGAAGUUGUUUUAAAGUCUGAAUAUCAAUCCCUUUCCAAUUGCUUAGACGUAGAUGCCACUUUAGCAAAUACUUUAGAUGGACUGGUCAAGACCAUCGACGACGACAAACUCAUCAGAAACAUCUUGAAAAAGAGAAGCAACGAAGAUAUAUCUAGCAACGCCAAACGUACAAAGAAUUAA